AUGGGUGUCGGACCCUUGGUCAGUAGGGAAUCUCUGUCGCCUCUCCUCCCCUCAAGUCGUGUACGGCUGCGACAGCAAACGAACACGACGGACACAAGUCCCCUAUCCCCCCCAUCACAAUACCAGCCGCGGCACCCUCACCUGCGUUCGUACCGGCGUUCGUACACCCACGUGUGCUGUCCACUACCAGCUUCGCUUUGAUUGGACUUGGCGAGCUGACGCUAUCACGCGCUGACGGACAUCGAACAUGGGUGUCAUCGAGUUCAUCCAAGACCCACAGGUGACACUGGCCCUCGUGUCAGUGGCCGUUACCUUCCUGGUCAUCAUCGUCAGCUCCGCCAAGCAGAAGAAGAUUGCUCUGCAGCCGGAGGUGUAUGCUCCUUUCCGGCUCCAGGAGAAGGUGGAGCUCUCGCACGACACGAGGAUGUUCCGGUUCGCGCUGCAGAGCCCGAAGCACGUGCUUGGGCUCCCCAUCGGGCAGCACGUGUCGAUGAAGUUCGUCGACGCUGACGGGAAGAUUGUCACCAGGUCGUACACGCCGACAAGCUCCGACAUCAACCUUGGCCACGUAGACUUUGUGAUCAAGGUCUACCGGCCGAACGAGCACCCCAACUUCCCGGACGGGGGCAAGAUGUCGAUGCACUUGGAAAGGCUCAAGAUCGGGGACACUGUGGACAUGCGAGGACCGAAGGGAAACCUGACAUAUUUGGGGGCCGGAAACUUCAGUAUAAGGCGCCGGGACGACCGCCAGGUACGGAAGCUCGGCAUGAUGGCCGGGGGCACGGGCAUCACCCCGAUGCUUCAAGUCAUCUCUGCGAUCAUGAGGGAAGGCAGCACCGGCUUGGUGGAGAUGAGCCUUAUAUUCGCGAACAAGUCGGAGGACGACAUCUUGCUGCGGGACAUGAUCGAGAAGCUGGCGGCUAGUAACCCCAACUUCAAGUUCCACUACACGCUCGACACCGCUCCGGAGGGGUGGACGCACAGCCAGGGUUUCAUUAAUAAGGAGAUGGUGGAGAAGCACAUGCCCCCACCUGGGGCGGACACCCUCAUUCUUAUGUGCGGUCCCCCGCCGAUGCUCAAGUUCGCCUGCGUACCCGCGCUGGAAGCGUUAGGGUUUUCGGAAGACAUGCACUUCUCCUUUUAGUUGCUGCCUAGUAUUGGUGGUUGCACAAAAAGUUGUGAAGUAUAUGUAUGUUGUUUGUUAGAAUUGUUUUUUCGAAGGUUCUCAGAAAGCGUAGCUUUUGAUUUUCUCGUCGAGUGUCGACUUCGUGCAUUCAAUGAGAGGGGGGGGUUGGCAAGUCGUAGUUUAUUUGUGUGUUCCAUGUUUUUGGUUUAGACAAAUGUACGUGCACAAAAACCGGCAGAAGCCGAAAUGCUAGCUGGAACGCUAUUCGGGACGGCCAUUUGCGCAUACACCGCUGCUUGAAUAAUAGGUACUGCUGCAGUGCCGAAUGGCAUUGGUUGAUCGUGGCGGAAGUGCCCUGAUUGGUUGGUUGGGCUUUCGUGAGGGUUCUAGUGCAGUAGGUCACCCCCAGUUGGUCGUUGACAUAGACUUGCAACAACUCCUUGGGAAUUUCAACGAUGUUCGUGUGCACCCACCACCUACUCUUUCGUGGGAGAAUGCCGCAAACCGCCACGUCUGCUGUCUUUACAUGUGCUAAGGGUCACGGCUCUCUCGUGGAUUAGUGCUCAAUUACAGCCCAUUUUUCGCUUUUCUUCACCAAUAGAAGUUGGGGAGAACGCUUGCGGUGCGGCCACUGCCACUGGUCUAUGACGACUCCACACAGACCACGUUUGUUUCAGUCGUGUGUCAGUGUUUGGUGCAUGGCAAAGAGCAAUUCCUCAGCACCAACAUGGGGCUUCAUUCCGGUAGCAUGUCAAAUAACGCUGAGAGCGAUGAAUUUGUGUGGGUACAACCUUGGACUCUACGGAGGACAGGGGC
This is a messenger RNA of Ectocarpus sp. CCAP 1310/34, 1942 nucleotides long. The record is from the annotation of a GenBank genome assembly. Lineage: Eukaryota; Phaeophyceae; Ectocarpales; Ectocarpaceae.